AUGCGCUUUCAACAUUUAGAGUCUUUAUCCUUAUGUGGUUGUACGGAGCUCAAUGAUUCAGGAUUAACCCGUCUGCUAAGCUAUGGUUCGAAUUUACAGAAACUUAAUCUAGAUUGUUGUUUGAAAGUUACUGAUUACGGGCUAUCCCUGGUUGCUUCUAGUUGUCCCUCAUUGACGUCAAUUAGUCUCUAUCGGUGUAUCAACAUUUCUGAUGACGGAUUAGAGACUUUAGCCACUGCUUGUUUAUCUUUGAAAUGCAUAAACCUCUCGUACUGCUCACAAAUAUCCGACAAAGGGUUGAAAGCUCUUACUCAGAGGUGUCGUCAGCUUCAGGCAGUUAACAUAUCACACUGUGAGAGUAUAAGAGGUGUUGGCUUCAAAGGGUGUUCAAAAUCUCUCACACAUGUAGAGGCUUGGUCUUGUAAGCUCAACCCAGAAGGGGUGACGGGAAUAAUUAGUGGCGGUGGUAUAGAGUAUCUAGACGUAUCUUGUUUAAGUUGGUAUCCCUUAGGAGAUACCUUGCUUGGAAUAAGAUUGUCCUCAAACCUCAAAGUCCUUAACUUUCGAAUGUGCAGAUCUGUUUCCGAUACUUCUAUUGUUGCAAUAGCCAUGGGAUGUACACUACUUGAAGAAUGGAACUUAGCAUUAUGUCAUGAGGUGAGGAUAUCUGGAUGGCAAGCAGUGGGGUUAUAUUGUCAGAAUUUAAAGAGACUGCAUGUUAAUCGAUGCCGUAAUCUCAAUGAUAAUGGCCUGCAGGCAUUACGAGACGGUUGCAGAAGUCUCUCGGUUUUGUACUUGAAUGGUUGUGUUCACGGUAUUCUUUUGGUUUAUUUGUUGUACGGGGUGAUUGUGUACGAGUUCCAAUAUUAUCUUAGAUUGGUUGCACAUCAUGAUUUCCAAGGCAAAUACUCGGCAAUUAAACAAGACACCAACACAAACACUGUUGUAGGUGAUUGGUAUGCUUUCAGUCAACAGAGAACAAGUUGCUCAGAAAGGACUGGACGCCUCAAAGAAUAG
Vicia faba (fava bean) is the source of this 1017-nucleotide messenger RNA. NCBI's taxonomy places the organism in Eukaryota, Viridiplantae, Streptophyta, Magnoliopsida, Fabales, Fabaceae. The record is from the annotation of a GenBank genome assembly.